CUACUUUGUGCGCUCGCAAGCGUAAUUUAAUCUUAUUAUCGGUUUUAGUUCGCCUCCGUCAUUGCUGACAUAAAGAGUUAAAAUAAAAUCGUAAAAAACUAUAUAAGAGUACAAGAUGUGUGGAAAAGUCGUGCUUAUUUUAGUUGUCUCCGUUUUGGGAGUAAUGAACGUUGGCGCGGAACUACAAAAACUCAAUCAUAACUGUGAAAUCCCAGCCACUGCACCGAAACGAAUCGAAGAAGUGAUCAACACUUGCCAGGACGAAAUUAAAAUCGCCAUUUUAUCAGAGGCGUUAGAAGCAUUCAAUGUACACGAGCAUAAGGUCAGCAGGACCAAGAGGUCGACCUUCAACGAAGAUGAGAAAAAAAUCGCCGGGUGCCUUCUGCAAUGCGUUUACCGUAAAAUGAAUGCCGUAAACGAAAAUGGCUUUCCAACAGUAGACGGCUUGGUUGCCCUUUACACUGAGGGAGUUACUCAGAAGGAAUAUGUUCUGGCAACAUUACAGGCUGUCACAAAAUGCUUAGGGACUGCACAGAAGAAGCAUUUCGUUACAUCGAAAGCUCUAGAAGCUGCAAAAUCUUGUGACGUGGCCUACGACGUCUUUGACUGCGUAUCCGAAGAAGUGGCCAAAUAUUGUGGACAGACCCCAUAAGCAUAAACAAACGCAUAUUAAAUAGCAUAUAGUUGAGAAAACUUAGUUUUUGUAUAUGGUUUAAUAGGGAAUUAUUUUUUCAGCACCUAACUUGCUAUAUAUUCGAUAUUAUCUAGUCAAAAAUUGUAAAUAAUGAGGCUUUUGUACCUAUUAAUAAAUAAUUUUCAGAUA
This is a messenger RNA of Anthonomus grandis grandis, 823 nucleotides long. It is a transcript of the gene Obp73a, whose product is annotated as general odorant-binding protein 70. Gene Ontology annotation, molecular function: odorant binding. NCBI's taxonomy places the organism in Eukaryota, Metazoa, Arthropoda, Insecta, Coleoptera, Curculionidae. The transcript is spliced from 6 exons. The record is from RefSeq and is a predicted model, not a curated record. Bases 116 to 652 code for a protein of 178 amino acids.